Molecule: messenger RNA, 3666 nt
Organism: Colletes gigas
Lineage: Eukaryota; Metazoa; Arthropoda; Insecta; Hymenoptera; Colletidae
Exons: 1
Coding region: 1-3666 (1221 amino acids)
Biological process (GO): DNA integration
Molecular function (GO): nucleic acid binding
Source: RefSeq, a predicted model, not a curated record
AUGUCGAAAACUUCGGUCACCGCGACCAUCAAUUCAAGAAUCAGCAAGUAUCAACGGACCUUAACAUUCUUAACCAUUCCACAAAUAUCGUCGCUCAUUCCGGAUCAAUCCAUCGAUCGCGCAACAAUCACCAUCCCGAAGAAUUUGAAAUUAGCAGAUCCGAACUUUCACCGCCCAGCGCCAGUCGAUCUCUUAUUGGGCUCCGGAGCAGCGUUGUCCGUCCUGAGUGUCGGACAAAUCGACCUUUCACCACCCGACGGACCAGACUUGUAUUUACAGAAGACGAGACUGGGAUGGGUCAUCGGGGGGAGCGCUCCGGCAUCCCAACCCAGGCAAAAUUCCUCUUGUCACAUGACCAACAACUUGCAGUUUGAUCUCACCCGCUUUUGGGAGAUAGAGGAAGGGCCAAGGGUGCAGCAUUUGUCAGAAACGGAUCGGGUCUGUGAGGAACACUUUCGCAGUCACGUGACACGCAGUUUGAACGGGCGAUACGUAGUAGCUCUUCCGUUCAAAGAAAACGUAUCACGAUUGGGUGAAUCGAGAUCAAGAGCAUUGAAUCGACUGAUCUCAUUAGAGCGAAAAUUGCAGCGUGAUGAACAAUUGCGUCAGGAUUAUCGGGCUGUUGUGCACGAAUACCUGGAGCUCGGACACAUGUCCGAUGUACCAAACGCUCAGGAUUUGAACGAAGGGUAUUACCUACCCCAUCAUGGAGUCACGAAAAUCACGAUUGAGACCACCAAAUUGAGGGUGGUAUUUGACGGCUCAGCACCCACAACCACAGGAAUCUCCCUCAACGACACGCUGCACGUCGGUCCGAAGAUUCAGGAUGACCUCCUUCACAUCCUACUUCGAUUCCGUUGUCAUCAAUAUGUAUUGACGGGAGACAUCGAGAAGAUGUACCGACAGUUCAUGGUUCGUCCGGAAGACAGGAAGUACCAAAGGAUUCUUUGGCGCGACUCUACCGGACAGAUCAGAACAUACGAAUUAAACACCGUCACAUUCGGUCUGUCAGCCGCGCCCUAUUUAGCGAUCCGCUGCCUGACGCAACUGGCCCACGACGAAGGGUAUCGAUUCCCGGGAGCGGCCGAAAUCCUGGUGAGAGAUUUCUACGUAGACGACCUGCUCACCGGAGCAAAGACGAUAAAAGAAGCCAUAGAUCUGCGGAAUCACCUCACGCAGCUCCUUAGAAUAGCAGGGUUGAAUAUCCGCCAAUGGGCUUCCAACCACCAGUCGCUUCUACGAGGAUUACCGCAGCAAGAUAUCAACAAACGACUCCACCUCGGAGAGUCAUCGACCAUAAAGACGCUGGGAGUGGUUUGGAACUCCGAAAAUGACUCCAUCACCUAUGCAGUCAAGAUCACCAAUUCCGCAUCACUCGUCUCAAAACGAUCCAUCAGUUCCGAAAUAGCAAGGAUUUACGAUCCAUUGGGGCUUCUAGGACCCGUCAUCAUCUUAGCAAAAAUCAUCUUACAGAAGAUCUGGACCUUGAAGGUCGACUGGGAUGAAUCUCUUCCCAUGCAUAUCCACACCGAGUGGAUGCAUUAUUACACUCAACUCCCACUGCUGAACAAUGUCAUAUUCGCGAGGCAAACAAUCAUCAACGAGAUGGCACGGAUCGAACUGCACGGAUUUUGCGACGCUAGUGAACGAGCCUAUGGAGCCUGCAUUUAUCUACGAACGAUGGACACGCACGGUAGGAUUCAAGUGCAACUCCUCGUGGCAAAGUCCAAGGUGGCACCGUUGAAGAGCCAAACGAUACCACGACUAGAACUCUGCGGAGCACUCCUCCUUACCUCAUUGACCUCAACGGUCCAACGAUCUCUACAUUUAUCGCCAGAACGCAUUCUCCUAUGGACCGACUCUACGAUCGUCCUGCAUUGGCUAACGACCUCUCCACAUUUAUUGAAGACCUUCGUGGCGAACCGCGUUUCUGAAAUCCAAACAAAAUCAAGCGGAGCAAAUUGGCGACAUGUUCCUACCACCGACAAUCCCGCGGAUCUCGUGUCGCGGGGUCAGUCACCGGAGGAAUUCCUCCGCCCAUCCAUCUGGCACCACGGACCAGAAUGGCUUCAACUCGAGGAACCGUACUGGCCAACAUGGGAACUAGCACCGGUCACUACAAUUCCUGAGCAGCGAAUGACAACCUGUCUAACGACUAUGUCCAUCGACACCUCCAUUCUAGACAGGUAUUCGUCGUGGGGAAAGACGGUGCGGGUCACCGCGCGGUGCCUCCGCUGGAAACGAACAAACAUCGAACGGGGGACUCUGGCAGCUUCAGAACUUCACCACGCUCAUAAUGCCCUAAUCAAGCUGCUUCAAAGGGUACAUUUUUCCGACGAGAUACAAGGUCUCACCAAGGGGCGAAACAGCGGUCUCAAGAGUAAAAUGCAACGAUUGAACGCCUUUUUAGACAACGACGGGAUGCUACGAGUCGGAGGCCGGUUAAAACAUUCAUUGAUGCCCUUUCACCAAAAACACCCUAUAAUACUGCCAAAGGCACGCGCAACGACCCUCAUCAUUGAGGACAUACACCGGUCCCAUCUACAUGCAGGUAUACAAGCAACCCUGUACGCAGUAAGGCGCCGAUACUGGCCCAUCGACGGCCGAAGUCAGGUGUGGAAGGCCGUAAAGAUCUGCGUACAAUGCAGCCGAGCCCAACCACCACCCGUGGAUUACAUCAUGGGCAAUUUACCUGCUCCACGGGUAACAGAGUCACGGCCAUUCUCGAAUGUUGGAAUCGACUACUGCGGACCUUUCUUCAUCAAGGAACGAAGACACCGAAACCGUAGUCGAGUCAAGGUGUACGUGGCAGUGUUCAUAUGCCUCGCAGUAAAGGCAGUACACCUCGAACUCGUGAGCGAUCUCACCAGCGAGGCCUUCAUCGCAGCCCUUCGACGUUUUAUUGCGCGACGAGGACUUUGCACAAGCAUAUCCUCCGAUAACGGCACGAAUUUCGUUGGGGCUAACAACGAAUUGCGCGAAUUAAAAACACUUCUAGAUUCCGACGAUCAUAUCAACAAGGUGAAAACCUUCCUCGCCGACCGAUUAAUCGACUGGAACUUCAUUCCCCCGCUGUCUCCUCAUUUCGGAGGUCUCUGGGAAGCAGCGGUAAAAUCAUUUAAAUACCACCUCAAACGCGUCACAGGACCCGGAUUAUUCACCUUCGAGGAUUGCAAUACGCUCAUUAUUGAAAUCGAGGCCAUUUUAAACUCUCGCCCACUAACACCCAUUUCCUCUGAUGCGAAUGACCUGCUAGUCCUCACCCCGGGUCACUUUCUAAUUGGCGAUUCAUUGACGAGCUUGCGCGAGCGAGAUUUCAGAGACACCCCAUCAAAUCGCCUCUCCAGCUGGCAGCAUAUCCAGAAGUUGAAACAGCACUUCUGGAUUCGAUGGCAUUGCGAAUAUUUAAACGAAUUAACUAAUCGCAGCAAAUGGUCCACGGGCGCGCAUCAAAUAAAGGAAGGCACAAUCGUGCUCCUACGAGAGGACAACACCCCACCGAUGCAGUGGCCCCUCGGGAAGGUGAUCAAGGUGCACCCAGGUUCGGACGGAAUCAUCCGAGCGGUUACGGUCAAAACUGCCACGACCACUCUCGACCGAAACGUCAAGCGGCUAGCACCGCUGCCCAUUCAACCAGGGUCGGAAGAUUCGGCAAAGGCCGAGUAA